Molecule: messenger RNA, 852 nt
Organism: Dictyostelium discoideum AX4
Lineage: Eukaryota; Evosea; Eumycetozoa; Dictyosteliales; Dictyosteliaceae
Exons: 1
Coding region: 1-852 (283 amino acids)
Source: RefSeq, a predicted model, not a curated record
AUGGGUAAUAUUUUAAUAAUUGGUAAACCAAGUAAUCCAAAAAAUGAAAGUAAAGUUUUUGUUUCUGGUGUUUAUAAAAUUCCAAUGUUUUCAAUGGGUGGUGAUACAAUUUCAAGAAAGUUAGAUAUCAAUGGUGAAGUUUUAAAUGGUGGUAGUAAUUCAAUGUCAAUUAAUUUAUUUUAUGGUUAUUUACCAAAACAAAAUAUAUAUUAUUUUAGAAUGAAUCAUGCUGGUCAACCAGUAUUUAGUAUGUUAAAACCAUCAUCAUCGUCAGAAUUAAAACAAGUUUUUAAUAUUCAUAAUACACCAUUUGUUCCAGCUAUUAAUGGUAAUACAUUCAUUUAUGGUGCAUAUGGUAUUUAUAGAUUAAAUAAAUUACCAGAAGAUGUUAGUGAUGCUCAAUUGUCAAUUCAAUUAUAUAAAGAUCAAAUUAUUAAUGGUUUAUCAUUUGAUAGUGAAAAUAAAUCUGUAAUUUAUAUGUCAACUUAUCAAGGUACUUUCUUAAAGGGUGAUAUUAAUUGUGUAAAUUGUACAAAAGAUCAAUUGGAAUUAAUUGGAAAUGAUACAAAUGCUCAAUCAGUAAAUGAUUUAUUAGUAUAUAAAGAUAUGAUCUAUUAUUCUUACCCAACUGGUAUUAGAGGUUUCCCGAAGAAUGGAAAAGGUAAUCCAAUUCAAUUAGUUUCAAAUGAAAAUGUUAAUUCAAUGAUUCAAUUAAAUGGUAAAAUUUAUUUCUCAACAAAUGAUGGUUUAAUUAAAACAAUAAAAUUACCAAAUUCAUCAUCACCAUCAUCAUCAACCUCAAAUCAACUUAAAACUAUUUUCAAUAGUUCAUAUUACACCAAAUGUCAAUAA